Messenger RNA from Torulaspora globosa, 1713 nucleotides. RefSeq names its product rRNA-processing protein PWP1 (gene PWP1). The record is from RefSeq and is a predicted model, not a curated record. Gene Ontology annotation, cellular component: nucleus. Lineage: Eukaryota; Fungi; Ascomycota; Saccharomycetes; Saccharomycetales; Saccharomycetaceae. Gene Ontology annotation, biological process: rRNA processing. The coding region runs from base 1 to 1713 and encodes 570 amino acids. Gene Ontology annotation, molecular function: protein binding. The transcript has a single exon.
AUGAUCUCAGCGACGACGUGGGUUCCGAGAGGUUAUGCUUCCGAGUUUCCGGAGAAAUAUGAGUUAGACGACGAGGAAAUGGAAAGAAUCAACCAGUUGGCUCAGUUGAACUUAGAAGAUGCUCGAGCUGAUCUCGAAGAUGCCGAACAGGAGGAGGAAAGUAACGGAAGGACCGCGGUGAAUACAAGUAAGUUGAAUGACGAGUGGGCUAUGGAUGACGAUUUGAAAGAGUAUGAUCUGGAGAACUAUGACAACGACGAAGAGGAAGGAGGUUUGCAAGUGUCGAUGUUUCCCGGAUUGUCGAAUGAAGAUGUCAAGUUCCAUGAAGCUGAAGAUGGGAAAGAUGCUUAUAUUUCCUUACCUACGCAGGAGGAAACUGCGGAGGAGAGGGCAGAAUUGCAAGUGUACCCGACCGAUAACAUGAUCCUGGCUACCAGAACCGAAGACGACAUUUCGUAUCUGGAUGUCUACGUUUACGACGAUGGCGCUGGGUUUCAUGAUGAGAGCAUUCCGGUCGAAGAGGGUGAUGAGGCAGAUCCGGACGUUGGUCGCGGACUGGUACGUGAUAGUUCGCUGUAUGUGCAUCACGACUUAAUGUUGCCUGCAUUUCCGCUUUGUGUGGAAUGGCUUGACUACAAGCCAGGCUCAAAUUCUGAAGAUCCUGCUAAUUACGCUGCGAUAGGUUCCUUCGAUCCUCAAAUUGAGAUCUGGAAUCUGAACUGUGUUGAAAAGGCGUUUCCAGAUGUCAUUCUUGGAGAACCGGAGAAUCAAUCGGGUGCUACAAGCUCGAAGAAGAAGAAAAAAUCAAAGAAGGGCAGGCAGCACGUCACCACUCAUCACACAGAUGCCGUGCUUUCACUUUCACACAACAGACAAUUCCGUACUGUCUUGGCAUCUACAUCUGCAGACGCGACGGUGAAGCUUUGGGAUCUGAACAAUGCCACGGCUGCCCGCUCCAUGGCUUCGAUCCAUGGUGGGAAGAACGUCUCGUCAUCCGAAUGGCACAGGGUCAACGGAUCGGUCCUACUGACAGGUGGCUACGACUCUAGAAUAGCAUUAACUGACGUUAGAAUACCAGAUGAUUCUGCCAUGUCGAAAUACUGGUCAGUUUCGCCCGGCGAGGAGGUUGAGACGGUCACAUUUGCAGAUGACAAUAUAUUACUGUGCGGUACCGAUGCAGGUAACAUCUACUCCUUCGACAUAAGGAACAAUGAGAAUUCCAAACCCGUGUGGACCCUGAAGGCCCACGAUGCCGGUAUCUCUUCGUUGUGCGCUAACAGGUUUGUUCCAGGGUUGAUGAGCACCGGUGCCAUGGGAGAAAAGGCUGUGAAACUGUGGAAAUUCCCUGUGUCCGACACGAGUUCGAGCAAAGGACCCAGCAUGGUUCUUUCGCGCGAUUUUGGCGUUGGCAACGUGCUGUCGGUGUCCUAUGCUACCGACAUCGAAGUCGCCGGUAACAUGGUUAUUGGUGGUGUCAACAAGGGCCUAAAGCUAUGGGACGUUUUCACCAACAGAGCUGUUCGUAAGGUAUUCUCUAAUGAGUUGAGCGAGCUACAGAGGAGGGCCAGGGACGAAGCUGCUCAAUUGAAUAGGAGCUCCCGAAUCGCUAGAAAGUACACCAAGAACGAUAAUCCCGAGACUGUGAUAACAGUCGACGACCAGCGCGACGACGACCCCGACGAGGCCGAAGAGGGUGAUUGGGAAACCAUGUAA